UUGCAUACCAUUGGGCUGCUGGGCCUGGCGGCCGAAAGGGUAAGGACGCUGAUGCAUCAUUUCAACCACCAGCGUUUGCAGAAGAUACAGGGGUUGGGACCGACGGUUGGACGACGUUUGGACGAGAAAGCGUCCAAACGUCGUACAGAACGUUUAGCCACCGUCUUGCACAUUGCUGGUUGGCUGGGCGUGCAGUGCCCCAUGAGGGGCGCCUCGCUCCAAACCUUCCUUACUCUCAUCUCAUUCCAAGGUCCGCUCCAAGUUCAGUAAGACGUCGAGAACAAUGAGCACUAGUGUCAGUACUCCUAACGCUCUGUCGGAGCUGAAGGCUCUCUCCAAGAUUAUCCAGGGCUCCAUUGAUUCCAUUGAAGCAUCCCUGAUGUCAAAGAGCAUGGAGUUCCCUUCGCCUUACACCCCGAUGUCUCUAGAGUCUGAGGCGCCGCGGAUGCAGCCCGAGGUCGACAGAGCAUGCGCAGUCAUCGUUUCCGCCGCAUACCAGCUUAUCAAUUCUGUCCGUUCGCCGAGGCAAACUAUCGUAGCCGUGGGGACACAGUAUUUUCUGGCCACAUCGUUGGGCAUAGCGACAGAAGCCAACGUGGCCGAGGCCUUGAGGGAGGCCGGUCCCAAGGGAGCACAUGUCAAUGAGAUCGCACGUGCAAGCAACAUCGACCCGUCAAAGCUUGCCCGCGUGCUCCGCGUGCUCGCCACUAACCAUAUCUUCGUUGAAGUCGCACCUGACGUCUUCACGCACAAUCGCAUCUCGUCCUGUCUGGACACUGGAAAGUCAGUCAAGGAUAUCCUGGCCAACCCUGACGACAAGCAUGUCGGCACUCUCGGUAUUGCUGCAGGUAUAGGACAUAGCACGGACGAAGCUGCAAAAGCAGCGGCGUAUCUCCAAGACGUGCUGCUGGAUCCCAAGACUGCCAAGUCGCAGGAGCCAAAUGAGAUCGCUCUGAAUCUUGCCUUCAGGAUGAACCUGCCCAUAUGGGAAUGGUUUGAGCAGAAGGGUAACGAGCAUCGAAAAGUGCGUUUUUCCCUCGCAAUGGAGGGUUCUAGACAAGUGUCUCCACUCAACGCAAUACUGGACGGUUUCGACUGGAAGAAUCUCAAGCAAGACGCACUUGUCGUAGAUGUCGGUGGUGGACUUGGAGCCCAGUCUAUGACACUGGCCCAGAACUAUUCACACCUGCGCUUCGUGGUCCAGGAUCGUGAAAAAAUCAUGGAGGAUGCUGUUCAAUUCUGGGAUGACCAAUUGCCCAAUGCAUUGAAGUCUCAGAGGGUUGUCCUCCAAGUACAUGAUUUCUUCUCCCCUCAGCCGGUCAAGAACGCUUCGGUCUUCCUAUUACGCAACAUCAUCCAUGACUGGUCCGACAAGUACUGUCUCCAAAUCCUGCGCAACCUCCGCGAUGCAGCUUCACAGGACACUCGCAUUGUGAUCGUCGGCAGUCUGCUCUCGUACGCAUGUGAUGAUGACAGUCUGAAGGGUAUCCCUGGUGCCGAAUGUCCGGUUCCGCCCAGGCCUCUGCUGCCGAACAUGGGGCAUGUCGCGACCCCUUCGUACUACAUUGACAUGCUGAUGAUGGGAUGUCACAAUGGGAAGGAGCGCACGCCGAAGCAGAUAGCAGAGCUCAUGGAGCAGACUGGGUGGAAGACCGUACGGAUUUACCGAUCUCUCGGGGCUAGCAACGCCCAGGUCAUCGGUGUUCCGGUGUAAUCGAUGCUGCACCCAUCUUGUACUAUGAAUUGUUGGUGGCAUUCAAUUUCUGCCCUGAUGCAUACUUCCAGUUCUGUCUCUCUCUCUUCCGUUUGGGGUCCUGCAUCCGGUACCAGACGAGGAAGGUACUCUUGUAAUUGCACAAUAUUUCGACGCC
Messenger RNA from Phanerochaete carnosa HHB-10118-sp, 1871 nucleotides. RefSeq lists its product as uncharacterized. NCBI's taxonomy places the organism in Eukaryota, Fungi, Basidiomycota, Agaricomycetes, Polyporales, Phanerochaetaceae. The coding region runs from base 284 to 1714 and encodes 476 amino acids. The record is from RefSeq and is a predicted model, not a curated record. The transcript is spliced from 12 exons. Gene Ontology annotation, molecular function: O-methyltransferase activity.